UGGAGCCACCGGCAACAUCAAAGGGAAGCACUCAGCCGAGCACCGGCCCUCCUCGCGCGCCCGGGUCCUCAGGUCGGGGGUCUGCAGAGUCCUGAACCUUUUCUCAAAGUUUGAUUUCUCUCGCCGAAGGAGCCGUUCUCCUCAGAGCAGCUUCAUGAGCUUCUGAUCCCAGGAGAUGAAGAUGAAGAUGAAGAGCCGACUGAGUCUGGCGGCCCUCCUGCUGCUGUCCUCCUGCUGGGCCCAGGACCAAGUCGACCCGCCGACAGAUUUGAGGUUUAAGAUUUUAAAUGAGAACACGGUGCAGAUGCUCUGGAGCGAGCCGCCGUCCAGGAUCCAGGGCUACAGGAUACGAGUGACCUCAGACACAGAUGAACCAACGAAAGAAUUUACUCUGCCUGCAUCUGCGACUAAGAGCUCCAUCUCAGACCUGACUCCAGAUGUGGAUUAUGUCGUAACGAUAUCUUCAUACGCCGGGUCAGAGGAGAGUCGGCCCGUCUCCGGCCAGCUCACCCUCGAGUCGAGCGUGGACACGAGAGGAUCGUCCAGGAGACCAGAGGCUACCGAUCCCGUCAAAUGCUCUCCCGGCGCCGUGGCCGACGUGGUGUUCCUGGUGGACGGCUCCUGGAGCGUCGGCCGGUCCAACUUCAAAUACAUCCGCAGCUUCAUCUCGACGGCGGCCGGCGCCUUUCACAUCGGGGCGGACCGGACCCGGGUGGGCGUGGUCCAGUUCAGCGGCGACGCCCGGACGGAGUUCCCCCUCAAGCGGCAUCUGAGCCGCCCGGAGCUGCUCGCCGCCGUCGGCUCGCUGGCGUACAAAGGCGGAGACAGCAGGACGGGCGACGCUCUCGACUUCAUCCUGAGGAACGGCUUCACCGAGGAGGCCGGCGCCCGGAGGGACUUCCCCAAAGUGCUGCUGGUCGUCACGGACGGCAAGUCCGAGGAUCCGGUGGAGCGACACGCCGAGCAGCUCCGGAGCGCCGGGGUGGAGGUCUUUGUCCUCGGCGUCCAGCAGGCGGACGCAGAGGAGAUGAGGCUGAUGGCGUCCGCGCCGCACCGCGCUCACGUCUUCAACGUCGCCAACUUCAACCAGAUCCGGACCGUGCAGAAGGAGCUCGUCGCUCGGCUGUGCGCCGCCGCCGCCGAGCAGCUCUCCGCGCCCGUCGGCGGUGAAGAAGCGGUCGAGCCGGCCUCCCGCCUGCAGGCCCUGGAGGUGACCUCCAAGUCCAUGCGGCUGACCUGGGCCGCCCCGAUGGGAGAGCUCUCCAGAUACCAGCUGAAGAUGAUUCCCAUGAUGCCCGGCACCAAGCAGCAGGAGCUCUACGUGGGCCCGAGCCAGACCUCGGUGGUGGUCAAAUCCCUCUCUCCGGACACGGAGUACCAGAUCAGCCUGUUCGCCCUGAGCGGCCUGAUGGCCAGCGAGCCGGUCGCCAUCAUGCAGAAGACGGUGAAAGUCUCGAUGGAGUGCUCUCUCGGCGUGGACGUCCAAGCCGACGUCGUCCUCCUGGUCGACGGUUCCUACAGCAUCGGUUUGGCUAACUUCGCUAAAGUGAGAGCUUUCCUGGAGGUGCUGGUGACCACCUUCGACAUCGGGCAAGACAAGGUCCAGAUCAGCUUGGUCCAGUACAGCAGGGACCCCCACACAGAGUUCUACCUGAACACCCACCAGGACCUCAACGCCAUGGUCAAGGCCGUGAGGACGUUCCCGUACCGCGGCGGCUCCACCAACACCGGCAGGGCCAUGAACUACGUGAGGGAGAAGAUCUUCCAGACCUCCAGAGGGGCGCGGCCCAACGUUCCCCGCGUCAACAUCCUCCUCACCGACGGGAAGUCGUCCGACGCCUUCCAGGAGCCGGCCACCCGGCUGCGGAGCGCCGACGUGGAGAUCUUCGCCGUGGGCGUGAAGAACGCCGUGCGGACGGAGCUGGAGGCCAUCGCCAACGAGCCCGCGGACACCCACGUGUACACCGUGGAGGACUUCGAUGCCUUCCAGAGGAUCUCCAAAGAACUCACGCAGUCCAUCUGCCUGAGGAUCGAGCAGGAACACAGCGUCAUCAACCAGAGACGCCUGACCCAACCCAGGGAUCUGACCUUCUCAGAGGUCGACACCAGGAGCUUCCGGGCCACCUGGGAGAUCGACGCCGCUGACGUGGAGUCCUACCUGGUCAAGUUCAAGCCGGCGAACGAAGAGGACGACCACUACGUGUCCAUGUCUGUGCCCGGGGCCACGCUCGACACCGUGCUGCCACAUCUCGUCCCGCUCACCCGCUACGAGGUCAACGUCCACGCCCAGUACGACAAGGGGGACAGCUUGCCCGUGACCGGCUUCGAGACCACCACAGAAGAGCUGGGCCCCGUGUCCUUCCUGAGGGUCUCCGAGGAGACGCCGGGCAGCUUCAGGGUGACGUGGCAGCCGGCCCCGGGAGACGUCGCUCGCUACCGGUUGACCUACGACCCGGCCGGCCCCGAGAGCUCGAGCCUGGAGACGACCACCGCCGGCCCCGAGACCAGCGCCGUGCUGCAGGAGCUGAGGCCCGGAACUACCUACCGGGUCACCGUCGCGCCCGAGUACCGGUCCGGCCCCGGAGCGCCGAUGCAGACCUACGGCACCACCACAGAAGGUGAAGGUCCCCCUCGCGACCUGAGGGUCUUCGACGAGACGGCGUCCUCCAUGAAGGUCUCCUGGGAGCCGGCCCCGGGAACGGUGCUCCAGUACCGCGUGGCGUUCAAACCGUCCGCCGGCGGCCCCGCGAAGGAAGUGACGGUGAAGGGCGACAGCAGGACCGCCGCCCUGAAGAACCUGCAGCCGGGAACCCAGUACCACGUCUCCGUCAGCGCACGGUACCCCUCCGGCCCGGGCGACGCCCUGGAGGGGCAGGGCUCCACUCUCAAAGAGGCGGGGCCCCCCAGGAACCUGAUCACCGGCGGCGUGACCGACUCCAGCUUCUCGGCGACCUGGACGGCGGCGCCCGGCGACGUGAAGACGUACCGAGUCCGAUGGCGGUCGCCGGUCUCGGGUGAGACCGGAGAGAAAACGGUGCCGGGGGACGUGACCCACGCCGUGCUGGACGGGCUCAGCCCGGAGACCCUGUACCGGGUCUCUGUGGUCGCCGCCUACCACCACCGGGACAGCGAGCCAAUCACGGGACAGGAAACCACUGACGCCUCUGUUGCCGGGCAGAAGUUGACGGUGUCUCACGAGACGGAGCGGACCAUGAGGGUCUCGUGGACGCCGCCGCCGGGCAGCGUGGCCCACUACCGGCUGAAGUACUCCCCCGUGGGCGGAGGGAAAGAAGUGACUCUGAAGAUCUCCGGGACGGCCACCUCCACCCUCAUGAGGCGCCUGCAGCCCACCACCACCUACACCAUCACCCUGCUCCCCGUCGACAGGCGCGGGGAAGGAAAAGCAAGGCAAGGAGUAGGAACCACACUGUCGCCCUUCAAGGCUCCCAGGAACCUCCUGACCUCGGAGCCCAGUCAGCACAGCUUCAGGGUCUCCUGGGACCCGGCGCCCGGGGAGGUGCGGGGCUACAAGGUGACCUUCAGCCCCGUCGGGGACCACAUCGACCUGGGGGAGCUGGUGCUGGGGCCCUACGACAACACCGUGGUCCUGGAGGAGCUCAGGGCGGAGACAAAGUACACCGUCGCCGUGUUCGGCAUGUUUGACGGAGGGGAGAGUUUGCCCCUGGCGGGCGAGGAGAAGACGACGACCGUCAACGACGGCCCCGAGCCGCCUUCUGAGGACCCCUUUGUUCCUCUGUGUACCCUCGCUCACUGCCCCCCCCCUGCAGGCCCUCAGUGUCAGACCUCGGCGAAGGCCGACCUGGUUCUGCUGGUCGACGGCUCCUGGAGCAUCGGACGCAUCAACUUCAAAACCAUCCGCAACUUCAUCGCCCGCAUGGUCAGUGUGUUCGACAUCGGCCCCGAGCGCGUGCAGAUCGGUCUGGCUCAGUACAGCGGAGACCCAAAGACCGAGUGGCACCUGAACUCCCACCCCACCAAGGCGUCUCUGCUGGACGCCAUCGCCAACCUGCCGUACAAAGGAGGCAACACCAUGACAGGGAUGGCCCUGAACUACAUCCUUCAGAACAACUUCAAGACCAACGUGGGGAUGCGACCCCAAGCUCGCAAGAUCGGCAUCCUGGUCACUGACGGGAAGUCUCAGGACGAGAUCGUCUCCACCUCGCAGAUGCUGAGAGAGAACGACAUCGAGCUGUACGCCAUCGGUGUGAAGAACGCCGACGAGGCCGAGCUGAGGUCCAUCGCCUCGGACCCCGACGACAUCCACAUGUACAACGUCAAGGACUUCAAGUUCAUGAUGGACAUCGUGGACGAGCUCACCGUCAACCUGUGCAACAGCGUCAAAGGCCCCGGAGAAGAGCUGGAGGCUCCCACCCACCUGCUGACCUCGGAGGUGACCCACCACUCCUUCAGGGCCACCUGGACGGCGCCCGGCGGCCCCGUGGACGAGUACCGCGUCACCUACGCCAUGACGGCCGGGGGACCCACCCGAGAGCUGCUGGUGGACGGCCCGGUGAACACGGCGGUGCUGCAGGGCCUGAGCCCGCGGACCCAGUACGUGGUGAACGUCUACUCCGUGGUCGCCGGGGAGAGCAGCGAGCCCCUGAAGGGCACCGAGACCACCUUGCCGCUGUCCGCCGUGACGCUCAUGGACGUCUCCGACGAGACCUCCAGCAGCAUGAAGAUGAGCUGGGGCGAGGUGGGCGGAGCCACCGGCUACAUGCUGCUCUACAGGCCCACCAACGCCACCGAGCCCCAGCUGGAGAACGAGGUGCGGGUGGGGGGGGGCGUGACGGAGGUGCAGCUGGAGCAGCUGCUCCCCGACACCAUGUACUCCGUCUCUGUGACCGCGCUCCACGGGGAAGCGGCCAGCGACCCUCUGGAGGGCAGAGGGGUCACCUUGCCCGUCCCCCCGGCUGGAGUCCUGAGGGUCUCUGACGUCACUCACAGCAGCAUGAGGCUCGACUGGGACGCCGCGCCCGGAGACGUCCUCAAGUACACCGUCUCCUACCGGCCAGAGGACGGGGAGCUGCAGCAGGUGGAGGUGGGCGGCGGCGCCACGGCGGUGGACCUGUCCGGCCUGCUCUCCCAGACGGAGUACUCCGUGGCCGUCACGCCGCUGUACGCCCGCGGGCCGGCGGCGCCGCUGCUCAGCACGGCCAGCACCGACGUGGUUCCGGCUCCCAAGGACCUGCAGUUCUCCGAGGUGGCCCAGACCUCCUUCAGGGCCAGCUGGCAGCACGGGGCCCCGGACGUGGCCAUGUACCGCAUCGGCUGGACCCGGAGGGGCUCCCAGGACCCCGAGUCCGCCAUCAUGAGCAGCGAGGAGACCUCCCACCUCCUGCAGAACCUGGACCCCGACACCGAGUACUCCGUCACCGUCACGGCCAUCUACCCCGACGAGUCGGAGAGCGAGGACCUGAUGGGCAGCGAGCGCACAUUGCUGAAGGCUCCAGACGCUCCGGCUCAGCCUCCUCGUAACUUGAGGGUGUUCAACGCCACCACCACCACGCUGGCGGUGAAGUGGGACUCCGCCCCCGGCACCGUCAACAGCUACAAGAUCUCCUACAGGCCGGCGGGCGGAGGAGAGCCGCUCACGACCCAAGUGGGGGGGAAGAAGACCAGCGUGGUUCUGCAGAAGCUGGAGCCCGACACCCGCUACUCGGUGUCCGUGGCCGCCGUGUUCCCCACCGGGGUCAGCAGAGACCUCAACGGAGAGGGCCAGACCAAGCCGCUGGGCGGCGUGAGGAAGCUGCAGGUGCUGAACCCCACCAUGACCACGCUCAACGUGCGCUGGGAGCCGGCCGAGGGCCGAGUCAAGGAGUACAAGGUCCUCCACGCGCCCGCCGCCGGAGGAGCCCAGAGCAUGGAGACGGUGUCUGCAGGAACCACCAGCACCAUCCUGAGGGGCCUGAAGCCCAACACCCUGUACAGCGUCUCUCUGGUGCCGGUCUACGCCGGCGGGGACGGGAAGACCAUGUCUGAGAACGGAAAGACGAGGCCACUGGGCGGAGUGAAGAACCUGCGGGUCACCGACCCCACCAUGACCUCCCUGGCGGUGAAGUGGGACCCGGCCGACGGGGCCGUGCGGCUCUACAAGGUCUUCUUCGUGCCGGCCGCCGGCGGCCAGGAGGAGAUGGAGCAGGUCCCGAGCGGCACCACCAACAUCAUCCUCAGGAACCUGAUGCCCGACACGCCCUACACGGUGUCGGUGCUGCCGGUGUACCCGGCCCGGGAGGGGAAGCGCAGGGCGGAGACCGGGAAGACGUUGCCGCUGGGCGGAGUCGGCACCAUGAAGGUCACCAGCCCCACCUUCACCACGCUCACCGUCAACUGGGAUCCAGCCGACGGCAACGUGCAGGGCUACAAAGUGAUCUACGUUCCUGUGGACGGGGGGGCGGAGAUCGUGGAGCAAGUGUCUGAGAGCACCACCAGGACCGUCGUGGACGGUCUCCGACCGGACACCCGCUACACCGUCACCGUGGUGCCGGUCUACGCCGAGGGGGACGGGCCCAGUCUCACCGACACCGGCAGGACAAGGCCGCUGGGCGUGGUGAGGAACCUGCAGGUCAGCGACCCCACCACCAGCAGCCUGAGCAUCCGCUGGGAGCCGGCCGAGGGGAACGUCCAGGAGUACAGCGUGAGCUGGGCGCCCGCCGCCGGAGGAGAUCAGACCACGAACCGGAUCCCUGGAACCAGCACCUCCACCGUCCUGAAGAACCUGGAUCCCAACACCGAGUACACCGUCACCGUGGUGCCGGUGUACGAGGAGAUGGAGGGCGAGCGGCAGUCAGAGAACGGGAAGACGAGUCCUCUGGGCGGAGUGAGGAACCUGCAGGUCACCGACCCGUCCGCCAGCAGCCUGACGGCCCGCUGGGAGCCGGCGGUGGGCAACGUGCGCAGCUACAAGGUCGUUUACGGCGCCCAGCCGGGCGAUGAGCGGCUCACGGAGGAGGUGUCAGGAGGAACCAGCAGCCUCAUCCUGAGGAGCCUGGAGCCAGACACCCUGUACAGCGUGGCCGUGGUGCCCGUGUACCCCGACGUGGAGGGCAUCCGGCAGGAGGAGACGGGGAAGACCAAGCCUCUGGGCGGCGUGAAGAACCUGCAGGUCACCGACCCCUCCACCAACUCGCUCCGGGUCCGCUGGGAGCCGGCCGAGGGCGACGUCCGGCAGUACCGGAUCCUCUACGCCCCCGUGGGGGGCGGAGCCGAGAGCACGACUCAGGUGUCCGGGAUGUCCACCAACGCCGUGCUGAGAGAGCUGCGGCCCGACACCCAGUACACCGUGACCCUGGUGCCCGUGUACGCCGAGCUGGAGGGCCGGCGCAGCUCGGAGGACGGGAAGACCAAGGCUCUGGGCGGCGUGAAGAACCUGGAGGUCAGCGACCCCUCCACCAGCUCACUCAGGGUGCGCUGGGAGCCGGCCGAGGGAAACGUCCGCCAGUACCGCCUCUUCUACGUCCCGACAGCAGGGGGCGCCGAGGACAUGGAGCAGGUGUCGGGCGGCUCCACCAGCAGCGUCCUGAGGAGCCUGCUGUCGGACACGGCCUACACCGUGACCGUGGUGCCGGUGUACCCCGAGGGAGAAGGCCAGCGGCAGUCUGACCACGGAAAGACACUCCCGCGGACGCCGCCCAGGAGCAUCCAGGUGUACAACCCCAGCACCAACGGCCUGAACGUGCGCUGGGAGCCGGCCUCGGGCCGGGUGCAGCAGUACCGGGUGGCGUACUCGUCUCUGGGCAGAGCCAGCCCCACCGAGUCGAUCCUGGUUCCCGCUAACGUCCACAACGCCUUCCUGGACAACCUGGUCCCAGACACUCCGUACUCGGUCAGCGUGUCGGCUCUGUACGCCGACGAAGAGACGCCGCCGGUCAGGGACAGCGGCAGGACGCUGCCGCGCGCCGGCCCCCGGAACAUGCGCGUGUUCGACGCCACCACCAGCACCCUGACCAUCGGCUGGGACCACGCCGAGGGGCCCGUGAGGCAGUACCGGGUCACCUACGCCCCCCUGACCGGGGACCCCAUCACCCAGUUCACGGUGGUUCCAGGAAACAGAAACAACGCCAUGCUGCAGAGCCUGCUGCCCGACACCCCGUACAACAUCACGGUGGAGGCCGUCUACGCCGAGGGGCCCGGGGGGGUCCUCAACGGAAACGGGCGCACAGUGGGGAUGCUGAGCCCCAGGAACCUCCGAGUCUCAGACGAGUGGUACACCAGGUUCAGGGUGGCCUGGGACCCGGUGGCUGCUCCGGUCCAGGGGUACCGGCUGGUCUACGCUCCUGCAGGCACCAACCAGCUCAUGGACUUCUUCGUGGGCGACGUGACCUCGUACACGCUGCACAACCUGCUGCCCGGAACCACCUACGACCUCCAGGUGGCGGCCCAGUACGGAGGAGGCCUGAGCGCGGCGCUGGCCGGGGACGGCACCACGCUGUACCUGAAUGUGACCAACAUCGAGACGUACGGCGCCGACCACGACAAGUUCUGCAUCAAGUGGACCUCUCACAGGGCGGCCACGUCCUACCGCAUCAAGCUCCGCCCCCUGGACCCCUCCAGCCAGGGUCAGCAUGAGAUCACCAUCCCCGCCGGUCUUCCUCAGUACUGCUUCGACGGGCUGUCCCCGGACGCCCUGUACAACGCCACCGUCUUCGUCCAGACCCCCAACCUGGAGGGCCCGGGGGUCGGCGCCACGGAGAGGACGCUGGUGAAGCCAACUCCGGUUCCGACGCGGCCCCCGACCCCGUCCCCGCCCCCCACCGUCCCCCCGGCGUGGGCAAUCUGCAAAGGAGCCAAAGCCGACGUGGUGUUCCUCAUCGACGGCUCGUGGAGCAUCGGCGAGGACAGCUUCACCAAGGUCGUUCACUUCGUCGCCGACAUGAUCGCCGCCUUCGACGUGGUCGGACCCUCUGGGAUGCAGGUGUCCUUCGUGCAGCCAGUGCAGCGAGGCGACGUGUCUGUGAGCGUGUCUGUGAGCCGUGUAUCUGUGAGCCAUGUCGGCCUGACCAGUGUCUGCGUGGCCCUGAAGCACACCUUCGAGCAGGCCUUCUCCCUGGAGAGCGGCAUGAGGAGGAACGUCCCCAAGGUCGUGGUGACCAUCACCGACGGGCGCUCGCAGGACGAGGUCAAGACCAAGGCCGCCAAGCUGCAGCACGCAGGCUACAGCGUGUUCUCCAUCGGCGUGGCGGACGUGGACUUCGUGGAGCUGCAGGAGAUCGGCAGCAAGCCGAGCGAGCGCCACGUGUUCGUGGUGGACGACUUCGACGCCCUGGACACCAUCAGGGAGAACCUGGUGACCUUCAUCUGCGAGACCGCCACCUCCUCAUGUCCUCUGAUCUACCUGAAUGGAUUCACCUCCCCAGGCUUCCGGAUGCUGGAGGCCUUCAACCUGACGGAGCGGACCUUCGGGUCCCUGAGGGGCGUGUCCAUGGAGCCGGGCUCCUUCAACAGCUUCCCGGCCUACCGGCUGCACCGGGACGCCUUCCUCACCCAGCCCACCGCCGAGCUCCACCCUGAUGGUCUUCCUCACUCCUUCACCAUCAUCCUGAUGAUCCGCCUGCUGCCCGACUCGCCGGCCGAGGCCUUCGACGUCUGGCAGGUGUCCAACAAAGACCACCAGCCUGAGGCCGGGGUCACCCUGGACCCCUCCAGCCAGACGCUGUCCUUCUACAACAGAGACGUGCGCGGCGAGGUCCAGAGGGUGACGUUCGGCAGCGAGCGCGUGAAGAGGGUCUUCCACGGGAGCUUCCACAAGCUCCACAUCCUGGUCUCGCCCACCUCCGUCAAACUCAACAUCGACUGCCAGGAGGAGGCCGAGGAGGAGAUCCAGGAGGCCGGAGGAACGUCCAACGACGGGUACCAGGUCCUGGGGAAGAUGUCCAAGAACACCGGGUCCAGAGGAGGAUCAGCUACUUUCCAGCUCCAGAUGUUCGACAUCGUGUGCAGUCUGGGCUGGACCAGCAGGGACCGCUGCUGUGACCUGCCCUCCAUGAGAGACGAGCUGAAGUGUCCGUCUCUCCCCAACUCCUGCAGCUGCACGUCGGCGGGCACGGGGCCGCCGGGGCCUCAGGGGCCGGUGGGCGGCCCCGGCAGCAAAGGUCCCCGAGGUGAAAGAGGAGAGCCCGGCCCUGUGGGGCCGCUGGGACCACGUGGGGACAACGGACCGCCGGGGCCCAUGGGCCUGCCGGGCCCUCAGGGGCCCAGCGGCCUGUCCAUCCCAGGGGAAGCUGGUCGCCCCGGGCCGAAGGGAGAAUCCGGUGGUUCUGGUUUACCAGGACACAAGGGUUCUCCGGGUCCUCGCGGUUCUGCCGGCCCCAUCGGAGCAGCUGGUGUGCGGGGCCCUCAAGGGAAGCACGGGUCGUCGGGGCCCAGAGGCCCCACGGGGCCCAUGGGACCUCCAGGAUCUCCCGGAGCACCCGGCGGGACAGGGAAGACCGGGAACCUCGGAGACUCCGGUACCCCUGGCGGCCUGGGUCCGAAGGGGGACAAGGGGGAGAGGGGCGACUUCGCCCCUCAGAACAUGAUGCGCUCCAUCGCCCGCCAGGUGUGCGAGCAGCUGGUCCGCGCCCAAAUGUUUCGCGUGGACACGCUGCUGACCCAGAUCCCCAGCGCCGGGCAGCGCAGCAGCAGCCCGGGAGCGCCGGGGCUGCCGGGCGCCACGGGCAGGCUGGGGCCCCGCGGAGAGCCCGGCGCCGCCGGCAGGAACGGGUUCCCAGGAGGUCCAGGCUCACCAGGCCAGCUCGGAGAGAGAGGUCUGGCAGGAGAGAAAGGAGAGCGAGGGUCGUCGGUCGCCGGGCAGAAAGGACCGAGAGGAGCAGCCGGUCCACAAGGAGAAAGCAGGACCGGGCCCCCGGCGGCCCUCAGGGGCCCCCCCCAGCCAGCCGCCGCCCCUUGAGGCGCGGGGUCCACCCCCCAGCCGCCGGCCUCCUCCUCCUCCUCCCAGUGCGUGGGCAUCCCCUACAACGGGCCGGGAUACGGAGGUUCUCAGUAGACUUUCUUUAGAGCGCUCUUUAGAGCGGAUAACCGGCCCAAAGAAACAGCAUUAACACAAAGAGGAGGAGCAUGCAGCAAACAACAACAACAACAACAAACACAUACUAACAGCGAUGGAUCUGCAGCAGCAGCUUGAGCAGCACUCCUCUGUCGAUGAACUAAUUCCUUCCUGUAAAAGACGUGUCUUACAACUUGCUGCUUACUGAAUGCCAACAACAACAAACCCUUUAUUAAAAAUGAUUUUGUUUUUUUUCUUACUCUUUUGUAACUGUAACCGGUUUAAAAACGUCUCUGGACGUCUUCUGCACAUGUGACCCUCGACCUUUCAGACACGUAUUGCCUUUCCUCCCCGAACAGCUGUGUACACAAAAUAUGAACCGCGGCGAUCCUAAAAGAUGUAGAAAAGAUGUUUAACGUGUUGUAGAGAUGAGAGAUGAUGUUUAGGGAGGGGGCGUGGCCAACGCGAUGCCCCGCCCAUCGAGCUGGCAGUCGAUUGGCUGCAGUGAAUCAUCAGUCAAUCAAUAAUGAUCAUCAUAUUUAUGUCCUCAUGCCCUGCAGUAACGUCUUCUCCCUGAAGGGAAGUUCUUCUGGCAAAUUUAUCUGAAACUUUUUUAAAUUGUAUUUAAAAAUCCUUUAAAUCCAUAAAAAGUUAAGUAGACACGCCCCCAAUAAUGUAGUGGACACGCCCCCAAUAAUGUAGUGGACACGCCCCCAAUAACGCAGUGGACACGCCCCUAGUAGUGCAGUGUUCACAUCCCUAGUUACGCAGAGGUCACGCUCCUAGUCAUGCAGAGGACACGCCCCCAUGUAGCGCAGCUUUCACGCCCCGAGUAGUACAUUGGACACGCCCCCUGUAGUGCCGUAGACACCCCCCCAGUAGCUCAGUGACCACGCCCCCUGUAGUGCAGUGACCACGCCCUCAGUAGCUCCGUGGCCACGCCCCCAGUAGCUCCCUGGCCACGCCCCCUGCCCCCCCUCUGUGCAUGUGGAACUCGAGGUGAGACCUGGUGCUCACGGCGAUAUCUUCGAUCAGACCCAAACCCCGAAGCCGAUCCCGAGGAGGACCAGCUGACGUGACACCGGCGUGGGAAGAGGUCCGCCUCAAGACCGCCGCCGCCAUGAGGCCGCCUCCCUUCGAGGCCGCCUCCCUUAGCGGCGUCCAGGAGAGCCCUUGAGGCGUGUGAACGUGAGGAUGAGACCUGCCUGUAACAUAUUUGCUCAGUUUGUUGUAACGAAGCUCAAGAAGUCCGUUCAGUAUAAUAAAGUUAAAGUGCCUUCAUGUUGUAUCUCUAGAUCAUAUUCAUCACUUUACUCACGACCGGCUGCAUGUUUAUCGCUUCUUGUUCAUGCAGAUUGUCCACGGCCUUAUUUUCUUAUUUAUUUCUGAAAACAGAAGAGGCAUUUUUCAAUAAAACUACUGAAAAUUUAAA
Molecule: messenger RNA, 12437 nt
Organism: Pseudoliparis swirei
Lineage: Eukaryota; Metazoa; Chordata; Actinopteri; Perciformes; Liparidae
Gene: col12a1b
Product: collagen, type XII, alpha 1b
Exons: 77
Molecular function (GO): protein binding
Source: RefSeq, a predicted model, not a curated record